Molecule: messenger RNA, 2955 nt
Organism: Pedinophyceae sp. YPF-701
Lineage: Eukaryota; Viridiplantae; Chlorophyta; Pedinophyceae
Source: the annotation of a GenBank genome assembly
AUGGUGCGCGCGAGCGGCCCAGGGGGCCCGCCCGAGGGCGUCAAGGUCUUCGUGAGGAUCCGUCCGCCCCAGGAGCGCGAGUACAAGUUCGCGCAGUCAUGCUCCUCGCUGGGCAACUCCGUGCGCGUGGAGAGCGACAACGUGGUCAUGGAAUCGAAGUUCGACCGCGUGUUCACGCCCGAGGCCACGCAGCAGGACGUCUUCGAGUCGAUCGAAGACUCGAUUGACGGCGCGCUCGAGGGAUACAACACCACCGUCUUCGCGUACGGCCAGACGGGCACCGGGAAGACGUUCACCAUGGCCGGCGCAGACUACGCCGGCGGGCACGACUACCGCUACCUCGCCGAGGCGAUGUCCGCGUCCAGGCCCGCCACGCAGGCCAACGGAGACAUCGCCGCGCUGCCAGACGGGGCGCCGGACCCGAGCAAGCCCGGGCUGAUUCCGCGCGUUGCGGUGGCGCUGUUCGAGAAGGCCGCGUCCCUCGCGCGGCGCGACGGCAAGAACAUCGCGGUGUACGCGUCGUACCUCGAGAUAUACAACGACAAGAUCCACGACCUGCUGCAGCCGUACAAACCGACGAAAAAGGACUUCCUCGCAACGCUCAACCGCAAGACGGGCCUCCAGGUCCGGGACGCGCCCGGCGUGGGCGUGUUCGUGCCGGGACUGUCGAUCGCGCGCGUGCGGGACCCCGCGGCGAUCCUCUCGGUGCUCAAGCGCGGCAACCGGCACCGCGCGGUGCGGCACACGCACAUGAACGUGCACUCCUCGCGCUCGCACACGCUGCUCCAGAUCCUCAUCGAGCAGCGCAGCACGGGCGUCGACGGCGGGGAGCUCGUGCGCUCCAAGAUCAACCUCGUCGACCUCGCCGGGUCGGAGAAGUGGGCGGCGGCGACGAACGAGGCGCGGCAGGAGCAGAUCCUGGAGAUGAACGCGAUCAACCAGUCGCUGUCCGCGCUGGCGUCCGUGGUGUCCGCGCUCACGACGGGCGCGUCGUUCGUCCCGUACCGCGACUCCCGCCUGACGCACCUCCUCCAGGACAGCCUGGGCGGGAACUGCCGCACGACGCUCAUCGCGACGGUCUCGCCGUCCUCGCUGGCGUUCGACGAGACCGUCUCCACGCUGCGGUUCGCCGACCGCGCGCGCUCGAUCGUGAACCGCGCGGUCAAGAACGCAGUGCCCGACGUCAGCAUGCAGCUCGAGGUCAAGGACGCGGAGAUCAACCGGCUGCGCAACCUGCUCGCGCUGGUCUCGCGGAACCAGGAGGGCGCCGUGGACGAGCUCCAGCAGCAGCUCGAGGCCAGCGUGGCCAAGCUGGGCGACAUGGAGGCGCAGCUGAUGGCCAUGGAGGAGGUCGUCAAGAGCGAGCGGGCGCGGCGGCGGCAGCUGACGGCGACGCUGCGGGAGCGCGACGACGAGAUCAUGCAGCUGCAGGACCGCGUGAUCAAGCUCCAGGGCGCCGUGCAGCGGCGGCAGGGCAUCCAGCAGUCGGUGCGCGACCGGGAGCACGCGGAGCGCAGCGCGCACGCGCAGCGACAGCAGCAGGAGCAGCGGUACGCGCAGGACGAGUCGUUCGAUAUCCAGCAGCUGUCCGACGGCGACGCGAGCUCGCCGCGCCGCUUCGGGCCCCUCAGCCCAGCGCGGCAGCCAGCGCCGAGGCACCAGCCGCUGCAGCCGCAGCACCAGUCGCGCCGCCGCAUGGAUCUGCAGAACGCGGUCGCGAUGAGCCACUCCGCGUACGAGCCGCCGUCGCCCGCGCCGCGGCAGCCGCCGGGGCAGCUCCAAGUGCCGCAGAACGGCGCGAGCGGUCACCCCGCGCCCAAGUCCGCGUGGGCCACGCCAACCGGGAACGGCGCCCCCCCCGCGCUGUCCCCGCGUGGCCCCGUUCCUGCGACCGCGUCCGUGCCGCAGAACCCCCCCCACCUGUCGAUCGGGGACGGACCGCCCCCGCACCUCUCCGAGGCGGAGCGCCUGCUGUGGGAGAAGCGCGCGCUCGAGAACAACAUCCAGAAGGCGGCGCAGGACCUCCGGCGCUCGCAGAUGGCCGGGAUGUCGCGCCAGGGCCUCGGCCUCGCGUCGAACGGCGAGGCCCCAACUGCGCCCGCGACGACAGGCCACAGCAAGGCGGACAGCCCCGGCCAGCGCGUCCUGGAGGUCAUGUCGCCGCGCUCGAAGCAUGCGGCGCUCGAGGCGAGCUGGGGCGGGAGCAAGCGCGCGAUGGAGGCGCUGGUGGCGGCGGCACGGGAGGAGGGGGAGUAUGCCGACGCGAUGCGGUUCUACGCCGCCGCGACGAAGCAGGCGCAGGAGCGGAUGCAGCGCAGGCAGGCGUCGCGGACGGCGUUGGAGACGCAGGGCGUGCCGGGGACGGCCGGCACGGAGGCGGAGCUGCCUCAGAUCUCGGAGACCCCCCGGGGGGGUUGGGGGCGUUCGAGUCUGACGGGCGGCGCCAUGACGGCGCAGGUGCUGCAGCAAGCGACCGCGGCGGCGAACCGUCCGCAGCCGCUGCGCGCCCCGGCGACGACGGCCUCGAACGUCGGCGACGGCGAGGCGUGGAACAUGGUGCCCGGUCCCGCUGCCAUCCCGCGGCCAGCCGGCGGCGGGUGGGGCCGGAGCGCGCUGAUGCGGUCCGCGACGGAGAACGACGAGGGGGGCAGCGUGGGCGGCGGGUGGCCGGGCGCGAUGCCGCCGCCGCUCGCCGGCGCGCGCCAGGCGAAAACGGCGGGCAACAGACAGGAGCCGUCGCUGCACGCGAUACAGGAGGCGCCGAACGGGCGGGCGCCCGGGGCCUCGGGGCGGCCGCGGAAGGGGAAGGGCCCGGGGAUCGGCGCGGGCGCGUGGACGUACAUUUUGGGGACGCGGGCGUCGUCGGUGCAAGCCAAGAAACUGGCGCUGAUGGACAACGUGGCGGGGCAGUUCGGGCUCGACGGGCCGACGAAGAAGCUGCUCAAUUUGCAGUGA